AGUAAAAGCUGAAGCGCGAGGUUUGAAACUUUCAAAAUGGUUGCUGUAAACAAAGCACAUUGCUAUGCAUUUUGAUGUGGUUUGUAUGACAUUUCAUAAGACACUUGAACUAAGCCGACAACGUCAUCACAAACUAGAAGAAAUAGCUGACAAUUCCAACUAACUACAAUAAUGGAGGCUGCCCCAUGUGUGAAACAGGUGACAAUCGCAGCCAAUCAGUACCACAACAGUCGCAGCAACAGCAACCUUAUCUAUCUACAGCGACAACUUGAGAUUCUACAUGGAGUGAUAGGUCGCACUUUGCCCCUCAAGUUCUUCAACCCCCGCCAGCUUCUGGCUGCAGAGUGUCUGACAUGCAUCGUGGAUAUCCUCAACGACUCACAGUCCAAGUCGGGGCUAGUACUCAAGUGUCUCACAGUGCUCAAUCAAAUAGGCCAGGAGCACGAUAUGAAGGAGAUGCUGCACACUACCUUCAACCUGACCCCCGUGUUGGCUGGGGUGCUGAAGCUUCACGGGGGCCCCUCCUCAGACCAGCUCACAGCAGAGUGUCUGCAGCUCAUGAUGAAGAUCACCCAUGGUCACAGAAUCAGCUUCCAUGAGAGUUUCAUGGAAGAUCUUCUCAAAUACCUCAUUAAACAAGUACUGACUCCCAAUGAGAUCACCCAGUCGUGUCUGGGUCUGCUAGCCAACCUGUCUCGGGACAACUAUACAGUACAGUCGUAUGUCAAGAGUCUGGAGAACUUUAAACGGUUGAUGCGGAUGCUGUGUACGUACAUCUCGGACAAGAACCUGACUGUUGCUGUGUUCAGCAUGUGUGUCCUCACGAGUCUGUGUCUUCAUGAAGAGAUCGGUCAGGAGAUUUUCAACACAGAGAAUGUGAAUGAGACUCUGAAGCUGAUCUUCAACAUCCUGGUGAAUGGAGACUUUGGUGUGACGCGUCUCUACGUUGUCGACCUCUUCCAGGAUCUGCUGAAGAAACCCAGCAUACAGAACUCCCUACAGAGGUAUAAACACCUACAGAUAUGUAUCAACCACACCUUGAACCUGAUUGCCUCCAGCACAGGAGAAACUGUCACCAAGUUAUUUGAGCUGCUGCUCAGCUUCUGUACCCUGGGCACCAUCAGGACGUCCAUCUGCAAGACCUUGUUCAGUGCCCCCAGACUGCAGUCAGCUGACCACUACCGGAAUGCUCUCAAGGGUCCCGUGAGUGGUCAGUCUGAACCGCUGUUUGCCGUCGUCCACUGGGCCAUGCAGACAGUGGACACAUCUGACACAGCAUCACUGUUUGCCCUGGAUCUGCUCACAGAGAUUUACGAGGAGGUGCUGUACUCCGGCCGUACCCCCGACCUGUGCAUCCACUCGGACCUGCUCCUCCCCGUGCUGGUGGAGAUCCUGCGGUCAAGUGUGGACGGUGACGCCACGCUGGUCAGAAGGAAGUGUAACAAGGUGGUCAAGGCAGUGAGACUUCUCACAGUGUUGUGCAGUGAGGAUGACCUGAAGGCAUCGCUGGUGGACCUGGUGGACACGCCCCUGUUCCAGACCAUCAUCGCCUUCCAGCUGGACAACAACAAGAUCCUGCACCCCAAACCUGGCCCCCCUCAACCCGAUGACUGGAGUGAGGCAGGCAUCAAGGUGGCGCUGGUGUGUAUGCACCUGAUGACCAAGAUCAAGAGAUACGUCCGGGACAUGGAAGUGUACAUCUCAGGGCUACUGCAGGACGGUCGUAUUGUUCCGUUCCUGGCAUCAGGUCUGGUGUGUGAGAAGAGUGACACGGUACAGCUGGCACUCAGACUGGUGUGUCAGGGGUCAACCCUGGAGAACUUCCCCGAUGUCAUUCUGGGAGAUGCUGUGGCUGCCUUGAAUGUGAAGAAGGCAGAGGAGACCAGCAAGUCCUCGGCUUCCAGCGUGACGGUCACUCCGAUGAAACACUCGAACCAGCAGGUGAAGCGUGGCCUGGAUAACAAGGAGAAUGUGCCAGUGAAGUCCAUGAAGAGAUCCGUGUCCGACAAUGAAAAUAUUGACACAUCACUGCAGUCUCUCAUAGAGAAGAUGCAUACUAGCCUGGAGGUGAAAGACACCAAAGCCUCCGAUAUAAUUGAAAUAUAUGAGCACAGAUUUCAGACUCUACAGACCAAGGAGGAGCACUUGGAAAAUCUGCUGGAGGCUAAGACCAUGGCAGUAGCCCAGGCUGACCGACUCAUAGCCCAGUACAGGGCCAGACAGGCCAGGUAUGAAGGCGAGACACAGAAGAUGCGCUGCUACUUCCAGGAGUCUGAGCGGAAGGCUGAGAAGUAUCAAGAGCAGAUCAACACACUCAACCUUGAGCGUGAAACUCUGCAGCAUGAGUUUGAUCAACAGGCACAAGACUUACAGAGACUUGAGCUGAAGUCAGAGGAGUGCGAGGAGCUGAAGGCAGCGCUUACAGAGCUGCAGGAGAAGCAUGACAAGAGUGAGCGCAGCCUCCUGUGUCUACAGCAGGAGCACAAGACCAUGUCGGAGAUGCACGACAUGCUGCAGAAACACCACGAGAGCCUGAAGCAGCAACACGACGUGACAACUGAUCAUCUAAGGAAGUUGGAAGAUGAAAGGAAGCAGAUUUCAAAAUUACUGAAGGAGAAAGAAACAAAACUACAAGAGACGACAAAGACGCUGCAGAAAACAGACGAGAAGCUGAAGAAGGUGUCGGCUGAGAAGGCGACCAUUGAGGAGGAGAAGGACAAGAUGGAGCUGACUGUGGACCAGCUCCGGACAGACAUACAGCGAGCUGAGCAGCUCCGGAGAGACCUGCAGCAUAAGAUGGAUUCUCUGGAGGCUGUCGUCCAGGACCAGGAGAAUGCCAUGAAGGAGAGGGAGGACAAGAUGGCUGUGCAGCAGGCCGAGAUAGACAAGCACCAGCAGAUAGCUGCCCUCAUACACAGUCUUAGUGGGGGGAAGGAUGGUAACCCACCCAAGUGACCACACACACACACACACACACACACACACACACACACACACACAAACUAGAGGUUUAGUUCAGGGAUAAACAAGCACCAGAAGAUGGCUACCCUCAUACACAGUCUUAGUGGGGGGAAGGAUGGUAACCCACCCAAGUGACCACACACACACACACACACACACACAUACUAGAGGUUUAGUUCAGGGAUAAACAAGCACCAGAAGAUGGCUGCCCUCAUACACAGUCUUAGUGGGGGGAAGGAUGGUAACCCACCCAAGUGACCACACACACACACACACACACACACACACACACACAUACUAGAGGUUUAGUUCAGGGAUAAACAAGCACCAGCAGCUAGCUGCCCUCAUACACAGUCUUAGUGGGGGGAAGGAUGGUAACCCACCCAAGUGACCACACACACACACACACAAACUAGAGGUUUAGUUCAGGGAUAAACAAGCACCAGAAGAUGGCUGCCCUCAUACACAGUCUUAGUGGGGGGAAGGAUGGUAACCCACCAAGUGACCACACACACACACACAUACUAGAGGUUUAGUUCAGGGAUAAACAAGCACCAGCAGAUGGCUGUCCCCCUUCAGUCCAAGUCCAUUCCUUUUUUUGAAAAUUACCUCCCCUGCCCAAGGUUAUCUGGUCAAUCUCAUGAUGUUUAUUAUUUUGCAUCACAUUUUAAUAAAUUUUCAUGACAUGUUUACUGAUGAACUGCAUGUUUACGAUGGUGGCUUUGCUUCUUAUUACCAGAUCAAAUUAAUAAUGCAUUUAAACAACAGAUUGUAUGCAAUUACGUUUUAGUCGUAUUUGUGUGUUUGAACUAUUCCAGACAAGAAAUGUUCCAAGUUUGUAUGAUUAGGUUAGGAACACAUUGCAUGAUAUGUAGGUGGCUGUUUACAGAUUGUCUGUUUAGAGGUUUUGUUUGUGGUAUAUGACCGAUAUAUAUACAUGUCUGUAUGUAUGUGAUUUUGUUGUAUGGCAUUGUUAAGAUGUAUCUAACUUAUUGCUAACGUCUAGGGGAGGAGGGGUAGACCCAUUCACUUCUCAUGCAGAAAGCCUUCUUUACACAUUCUUCAGUGAUGUCGAGUAUUCUGUCUAGUUAGUGGUGGUAUCUGCAAAACAGGUGGAAUUCCUCACUAUCAUUCUCUCUUACUGUCCCUGGGGCGGUCGGGUAGCCUAGUGGUUAAAGUGUUCGCUCGUCACGCUGAAGACCCGGGUCGAUUCCCGACAUGGGUACAAUGUGUGAAGCCCAUUUCUGGUGUCUCCUGCCAUGAUAUUGCU
This is a messenger RNA of Haliotis rufescens (red abalone), 4231 nucleotides long. RefSeq names its product protein CIP2A homolog. The record is from RefSeq and is a predicted model, not a curated record. The transcript has 24 exons. Bases 172 to 2955 code for a protein of 927 amino acids. NCBI's taxonomy places the organism in Eukaryota, Metazoa, Mollusca, Gastropoda, Lepetellida, Haliotidae.